CGCUUGCCAACCUUCACGUCAAGCGACGCACCAUGUACAUAUUACGGUGCUGGGGAUGAUCAGAAGUCGUCACAAUCCAGGUUGACGGGUAUUUCUUCAAUAACGGCCGGCUACCACCCCUUACCAGGCACUCGCAAUGGCGGCAACAACAACACCCCGAGACGAGACCGCAGGCGUGGAGGGCAGGACUGGCGAGUUCAGCACCAACGUCAUUGCUCCCACCGAUGCUCCCAAACGGUCGCCAUGGAAAGCCUGGAUGUACCUGUGGGAAUGGUAUCCAAAGCACUAUCCCGAGGAGGAGAGGAAGCUGUUGAGGAAAAUGGACGCCUGUCUAUUGACCUUCUGCUCAUUCAUGUUCUUCCUCAAAUGGCUUGAUUCGUCAAACAUCAAUAAUGCAUAUGUCUCUGGCAUGAAGGAGGAGCUGAACCUCUAUGGAAACCAGUAUUCGCUCUUUGGUACAUUCUACAACUGUGGAUACCUAGUCUUUCAGAUUCCUUCUCUACUGCUGCUUUCCCGUCCAAAGAUUGCAAAGUACUAUCUUCCCUUGAUGGAGGUCCUGUGGUCGAUCGUCACCUUCACCCAGUCGCAGAUGCGAAACGAACGUGACAUCUACGGCACUCGAUUCCUGCUUGGUCUUCUUGAGACACCAGUAGCUUCGGGUACUACAUACGUACUUGGAUCGUGGUACAAGCCUGAGGAGGUCUUCAAACGUACUGGUGUGUGGUAUGUUUCGAACAACAUCGCCGUCAUGUUCGGUGGAUACCUGCAAGCGGCUGCGUACAAGAACCUUAAUGGUGUUGGCGGAAUGGCAGGCUGGCGAUGGCUCUUCAUCAUUGAUGGUGUUAUCUCCCUCCCGAUCGCUCUUGCUGGCUUCCUCAUCUUCCCCGGCCUCCCUAGCAGCUCGAAGCCAUGGUGGCUCACCCCUGCCGAACACACCCUAGCGAGGACCCGCGUAGCAGAGGCCGGUAUCGCCCCAAGUUCAAAGCUGAGUUGGUCUAUCAUCAAGCGCACUCUUCGACGAUGGGAGUUCUAUAUGGGUCUUCUGACCUACACAUUCUUCCUGUCCUCCUCAUACCCCCACGGCCAGAUGGCACUCUGGCUCAAGGACCAAGCCGCGAAGUUCCCCGGCAGCUACACUGUCCCGCAGAUCAACACCAUCCCGACCGGCGCUCAGGGUGUCUCCGUUGUCGCUGCGCUUCUCGCAACGUCGCUUUGCAUGAUCUACCCUCUGUGGUCCAUCUUCUCCAUCGUCCAGACUAUCUACAUCAUCGCCAACAUCCUGCUCCUCGUCUGGGUCAUCCCCAAGGGUCUCCACUUCGCAUGCUACUACCUCCUCGGCGUAUCCGCAGCCAUAACCCCCAUCCUGAUGCCCUUCAUAAACAUGGCUCUACGCGACGACGCCGAAGCCCGCGCCAUCACUGUUGGCGGCAUGCUGACCGCCGGUUGGGCUGUGUUCUCAUUCUACCCGAUCACGGUGUUCCCUGUAGUCGAAGCACCACGCUGGACGAAGGGGUACUCGGUCAACAUAUGCUUUAUCGUCGGCUGCUGGGUGUGCUUCGUCACCAUGCAGUAUUUGUACAAGAGGAGCGAGAAAGCCAAGCAGCAGCAAUUCUUGGGGGCGGCGAGAGAUGAGGAGGACAGCUUGAGUGAUAAGAAGAUGGAUGAUAUUAAGGAGCAUGUAGAGGAGCGAAGGUAGAUGAGUGGACAGUGUUGGCUGUGAGAGUGGGG
Molecule: messenger RNA, 1728 nt
Organism: Boeremia exigua
Lineage: Eukaryota; Fungi; Ascomycota; Dothideomycetes; Pleosporales; Didymellaceae
Product: major facilitator superfamily domain-containing protein
Exons: 4
Coding region: 137-1696 (519 amino acids)
Biological process (GO): transmembrane transport
Cellular component (GO): membrane
Molecular function (GO): transmembrane transporter activity
Source: RefSeq, a predicted model, not a curated record